This is a messenger RNA of Colletotrichum gloeosporioides, 201 nucleotides long. RefSeq lists its product as uncharacterized. The record is from RefSeq and is a predicted model, not a curated record. The transcript has a single exon. NCBI's taxonomy places the organism in Eukaryota, Fungi, Ascomycota, Sordariomycetes, Glomerellales, Glomerellaceae. Bases 1 to 201 code for a protein of 66 amino acids.
AUGCCGUCGCCGUCGUCCGCAGUAGGAAGUGUCGUGUUCGCAGCUGAUGAUGUGGUUGAUGUUGCCGUUGCCAAGUUGUCAUUCAAAGAUGCAGACCCAACGUCAGAUGUUGAGGGCAAGAUUGGCACAGUACUUAAGGUUGAAGGGACUGAGGCAGGCGCCAAGGUCGUCGUUGGACUUGUUGCCGAGCCGCUGUUUUGA